AUGGCUAUUGAACCUGCUACCUCAUCAGCUGCUCAAGCUCAAGCCGACGCCCAAACACCUGUCCAACAACUCAAAGCUGAACAAGCUGCUGUUGCUCAAGAGAAUGGACCGGUUAGUGGUCAAGAUGAACAACUUGUAACUGGUGAAAUGGACGGAUUGGAGAGUCAGAUGAGUAGCGCAACCAUUGGUGAAUUGCAUGUAGCUUGUGCUGAAGGGAAACUGGACGAUGUCAGAGCUGUCUUGUCAAGAGGUCUUGAAAGUCUGGAAAGUCUUGAUGUCAACACCGGAUGCACUCCUAUUGUACUUGCCAUUCGAGGAAACCACCAUGAAGUUGUCAGAGAAUUAUUGUCAGCAGGAGCUAUUGUACCACCUCCUGGACUUACGAACGACCCCUUGAUGCUUUCUAUUCUCUAUCCUCAACCAAUGUACGGUAUUCCACCUCAAUUCAUGGGUAUGCCCCCUCAUGAGUUCUACCAACAACCUGGAUUCUACCCUGCGGAUGCCCAACAACAGCAACAACGAGGAAUGUUCAUCCCUCCACCUGCUGGACCUACUGGACAAAGAAAAGACGGUGUGACCGCCUCGCCUAACGGUGGUAACCCCAACAACCUCCCACCAGCUGAAGUUUCCAAAACUAUCCCUUGUCGAAAUUUCCCUAAUUGUAAAUACGGAAAUUCGUGUGUCUUCUUCCAUCCUAGACAUCAACCUUUCUUCCCUGCUGGUCCAGGCCCUAUUGGUCCCAAUGGCCAAUUCAUCCCUCAAGGAUACGAAAACGGUUAUCCAGCUCCCUACCCACCUGUUCCAGGACCUUAUUUCAUUUCAAACAACCAAGCAUUUGUACCAAACGAAGUCGAUCAACAACAACAACAACAACCUGCAUCUGAUAUACCCCAACAACAACAAGAAUCACAACUCUCUGAUACCCAGCAUGAUCAAACCCAACAACAACAACAACAUGUACCAUCAGCAAUCGCACCAGUUUUCGUUCCCGGUUUCCAACCUCCUAUUCCACCCUCUGUAGAUAUGAUGUCACCUCCCCCUCCUCCCGCCGGUCAAUUCGGUAUGUCACCCCUCUCGCCCUCAAUGCUGGGUACCUCUCUUCCCUCCAUCCCUCCUGCCGAAGCAUUCUUCGCCGCUGCUUCGCCCCCUCCGGCAGGCUUCAUGCCUCCUCUUCCCCCUGUAGCUGUCAACGGUCCUGCCGCUGCUGCGGCCCACGCUCGAAGACAGAGUUUCAACCAACAACAGUUCGGUAUGCCAGGCAAACCGUUCGGUCACGGUAAGAAACCCAGUUUCUCAGGCGGAGCACCCAAAUGGAUGGGUAGACCACCCGCUCCCAACGGUCCCGGUUCGGCCAAAUUGGGAAGUUGGAAGGACGGUAACCCCCCACCAUGCGCUUUCUACAACCAAGGGAACUGUAGGAAUGGCGAGUUCUGUAAAUUCCCUCAUCUUGAUGCUGAGGGUAAUGACUGCCGACAUCCCGAUGUAGUUCGAGGAAUCUUACCUCCUGCACCAUCUUUCUCUGGUCGACCUCGAGGUAUGAGAAUGAUGGGUGGACCAGGAUUCCACAAUGGUCCUGUCGAUCUUUCGUUCAGACAACAACAGCACCAACAGCAGAUUCAGUUCUUGCAACAUCAGCGAAUGGCUGCUGCUCAAGCUCAACAAGGUCUCAAUGCCUCUGCUCCCACCUCCACCUCCGCUGCUCAAGCUACUGAAGACAAAUCCGAAGCUACCUCCGCUGCCGCUGAGAAAUCCGAAACUGCAGAUGUACCCUCAGUAACUGUCGACGGGGAAACCGCCGCUUCCGAAGAACCCGCCAAGACUCUCCCUGCUAAACCUGUUAUGCCCAACAUCAUCCGAUCAGCUUCUCAGCCUGGUGUACAAAGAGUGCACGCAAACGGCAACGCUUCUCGCUCUCACUCGCCAGCCCCAUCCAACGUCUCUUUCCAUGGUAAUGGACAUCCCAGACGGGCCGGUUCGAGAGUCCCACCUCAAGUGAACGGUCAUGGUAAUUUCGUUAACGGUCGAAAUGACAAGAAAGGACCUACUACUCCUUCUCAACGAGUUCCUCAAGCUCAUGAGUUCCCUGCUCUCGGUUUAGGAUCAGGUACACCCACUUCUGAGAAGAAAGAACCUUCAUGGGGAGGUAAGACAGCUGCUCAGGUUCUGUCUGCUCCUGCUCCACCAAAGCCUGAAUCCCCAGUGCAGGUCAAGGUGACUGAACAUAAUGGAGAUGGAAACGCGAGUGAUAGUGAGAAGAGUGAAAAAGCCGGAAGCGUGACCAUGGACUCGGACUCUGAAUCAGACGCAGUGAUCAUCUCUACCAAACCCUCUACAGCUGCUCAGUCAGGAACUGCUUCUCCCGCUCCACCCGCUGCUGCUCCCGAAAUCAAGAAGACUCCCAUCAGCUUUGCAUCUGCCGUAGGAACUGCGAGCAUGCCUACUGCUCUUGAGACUGCUCCUGUGGCUCUUAAAGCAUAG
This is a messenger RNA of Kwoniella mangroviensis CBS 8507, 2478 nucleotides long. RefSeq lists its product as uncharacterized. Gene Ontology annotation, molecular function: protein binding; metal ion binding. Lineage: Eukaryota; Fungi; Basidiomycota; Tremellomycetes; Tremellales; Cryptococcaceae. The record is from RefSeq and is a predicted model, not a curated record. Bases 1 to 2478 code for a protein of 825 amino acids. The transcript is spliced from 4 exons.